This is a messenger RNA of Penicillium olsonii, 1530 nucleotides long. The record is from the annotation of a GenBank genome assembly. Lineage: Eukaryota; Fungi; Ascomycota; Eurotiomycetes; Eurotiales; Aspergillaceae.
AUGCCUCUGGAUACCGCGACAACAUACCCGCUCACGAGGCUGCGCCUUGACGGCCGUCGCUGGAAUGAGCUUCGUCUCCUUCAGGCUCAGAUCUCCACCAACCCCGCCAGCUCGGGCUCCUCAUAUCUCUCCAUGGGAAAUACAUCAAUCAUGUGCUCCGUCCACGGUCCCGCAGAGGGCCGCCGCGGGGAUGGUGCCGCAGGAAGCGGCCAAGCGAUUGUGGAGGUAGAUGUUAACGUCGCCGGUUUUGCGGGCGUGGAUCGCAGGCGCAGGGCCGGAGGAAGCGAUAGGCAAUCAACCCGGAUCGCUACAACUCUUCGCUCAACCUUCCAGUCUCAUCUGCACACUUACCUCUACCCCCACAGCACAAUCAGCAUCCACGUCUCCAUUCUGUCGGCCGAUGGCUCCGUUCUUGCCGCUGCCAUCAACGCCUGUACCCUUGCUCUCGUCGAUGCUGGUAUCCCCAUGCCGGGCCUUCUCACCGGCUGCACUGCUGGUAUGAGUGGAAGUGCUUCCACACCGCGCGACCCGCGACACGACGAGCUCGACCCACUGCUUGAUGUUUCGCUGCCCGAAGAGCAGGAAUUGCCGUUCCUUACGGUCGGGACGACCACCGCUUUGCCUGUUGGCGAAAAUAAUAUGGAUGAGGAAGAAGAGACAAUGAAGGUUUCUGUAUUUGCGAUGGAGUCCAAGGUUCAUUCGACAUAUCUGGAGACGAUGACAGCGGUUGGCAUUGACGGAUGCAGUCAAAUCCGGGAGUUGUUGGAGGGUGUUAUCAAGUCCAGGCGUCCAAGUCUGCUGCUCAUUGGGCUUCAGACCUGGAUCACUGAUCUGUUUACACUUUCUCUUUCUUUGCCUCUCUCUCUGUCUCUUGACCUUUACAAAGAUCAUCUUCUGUUCAACAUGGACAUGAAUAUGCCGACCACUGCAACCUCGAUGAUGGCCAUGACUACCGGUACGCAAUCCGGGAUGUCCAUGGGCAUGGGAAAUCACACAGGCGAUAUGCAUCAGUGCAAGAUGUCGAUGUACUGGAACUGGUACACCAUCGGUUCAUGCUUCCUGGCUAAAUCCUGGCACGUCACUUCGCGCGGCAUGUUCGCUGGCUCUUGCAUUGGCGCAAUCUGCCUCGUCAUCAGCCUUGAAUUUCUUCGUCGCGCCGGCAGGGAAUACGACGCUUACGUCGUCCGUCAAGCUCGUUUGCGACAAUCUUCUCGUGGCUCUCUACUGGGAGAUACCAUUCAACGUACAUCCCCCGAUACUGAGAAUGAUCCUACUAUUUCUGCAUCGUCAAAGCAGGCUGCCUCUUCCGCCACUGAUGGCUCUGUCAAUCGGUCUCCUAUCCUCUAUCGUCCUUCACUUGCCGAGCACACCGUCCGCUCGUUGAUUCACAUGGUCCAGUUUGCUGUGGCAUACAUUGUCAUGCUGCUGGCUAUGUAUUACAAUGGAUACAUCAUCAUUUGUAUCUUCAUUGGCGCGUUCCUGGGAGCCUUCUUUUUUGCCUGGGAUCCCAUCAUUCUGUCCCAGGAGUGA